Amphiprion ocellaris (clown anemonefish) is the source of this 1519-nucleotide messenger RNA. Its product is annotated as olfactory receptor class A-like protein 1. The coding region runs from base 9 to 947 and encodes 312 amino acids. Gene Ontology annotation, biological process: G protein-coupled receptor signaling pathway. The record is from RefSeq and is a predicted model, not a curated record. The transcript has a single exon. Gene Ontology annotation, cellular component: membrane. Lineage: Eukaryota; Metazoa; Chordata; Actinopteri; Pomacentridae. Gene Ontology annotation, molecular function: pheromone receptor activity.
UUGGUGAUAUGGAUCUGUGUGUGACCAUCAAAGGAGUCUCCUUCCUCUUGCAAACAGGUAUGGGUAUCUUGGGGAACACUGUGGUCCUGUUGGCAUAUGCCCACAUCAUUUACACUGAACCCAAGCUCCUCCCUGUGGACAUGAUCUUGUGCCACCUGGCUUUUGCCAACCUGAUGCUGCUGCUGACCCGCUGCGUCCCCCAGACCAUGACGGUAUUUGGACUGAAGGACCUGCUGAAUGAUCCCGGCUGUAAGGUGGUGAUCUAUGCCUAUCGCAUCGGCCGGGCUUUGUCGGUCUGCAUCACCUGCAUGCUCAGUGUGUUUCAGGCAGUGACCAUCGCCCCUGCUGGGCCCCAUUUGUCGAGGCUGAAGCCUGCACUUCCCUCCCUUGUCCUGCCCACCUUUGCAGGGCUGUGGCUCCUCAACAUGGCCGUAUGCAUCGCAGCCCCUUUCUUCUCCAUGGCUCCACGUAAUGGCACUAUCCCUGCCUUUACCCUCAACCUGGGCUUCUGUCAUGUGGACUUCAGAGACAGCCUGUCCUAUGUGAUUAAUGGAGUGGCUGUCUCUGGGAGGGAUUUUGCAUUUGUUGCCUUGAUGGUGGGCUCCAGCGGUUACAUCCUGCUGCUCCUUCACCGCCACAGUCACCAGGUGAGGGGGAUCCGUCGCUCUCAGGGUGGGGCUGAGACCAGGGCUGCCAAAACAGUGGUGACCCUGGUGGUUCUCUAUGUGGUCUUCUUUGGGAUUGAUAACAUGAUCUGGAUCUACAUGCUGACAGUGGCAAAAGUGUCACCAGUGGUGGCAGAUAUGAGGGUGUUCUUUUCAUCCUGCUACGCCUCUCUCAGCCCCUACUUUAUCAUUUCCUCCAACAAGAAGGUCAAGGCGAAGAUCGUGUGUGCAGUCGAGCAAGACCAGCCAUCAGUGGACACUCAAGAGUCAAAUGACAAAUGACUGUCUCUAUCUUGACAGCUUACUGACUUGCCUGCAAGACAGCAGAGUUUUUCUCUCAGACCUUAUCAUUUUAAGCAUUUGUGCAUAGAUCACUGUUAUUUAGCUAAGAAAUGGAAUAGAGAGAAGCAGUAGAGAGUACAGCUUUGCAGUGGUGUUAUGGGGAUUUCUCUUUUUUAAAUAUACUGUAUAUUUUCAUGAAAAUUACAUUUGCAAAUAUAUUGCUGUAUGUAAUUACAAUGUGGUUUGUGCUUGUCAAUCAUAAAAAAACAAGAAUCAAUUUAUAUCUUUUUUAAGUAAUUUUUUUUUGAGAUAAUGUAUUCUCACAACAUCCUAUUGUCCCAGCUUAUAAAGUAAGAGAAUUUGCUGCUUUAAACUCAUUAUCAGUGAGUUUUGGGAUUGUUGCUCAUACAAAAGCAAUAUGAACAGGGUCGGAGAUGGCAUUUAUGACAACAAAGUCCCUAGCAUUGUUUCUAGGAAUUUAGACAUUUUAAUGUCCAAGAUAUGAGUUUAUAUUAUACAAUCUGACAUAAAUUUCGGAGUUAUGAUCAGGAAAAUGUUUUAGGCUCACUUAU